Molecule: messenger RNA, 849 nt
Organism: Octopus bimaculoides (California two-spot octopus)
Lineage: Eukaryota; Metazoa; Mollusca; Cephalopoda; Octopoda; Octopodidae
Source: RefSeq, a predicted model, not a curated record
AUGACGCAAACACGAUCCUUCCACAGUGCAGACUGUAACAGAGAUCAUCUGUUGGUUUUAGCCAAAGUAAAGAUAGUCACAAAAAAAACACCAAGAGCCGAAAAACCAAAGAAAUCUAAGUUCAACACAAAAAACACCCAAGAUCCAGCAAUGAGAACCAAAUUUCAAGAAUAUGUUCAAGAACAGCUUCAAAACUUAGAUAGUUCAUCCCCUGACGACAUGUGGAACAACAUGAAAUCAGCAAUAUAUGAUUCUGCGUCAAGGGCUUUUGGAAUGGAUCGACUUUCCAAGAAGGACUGGAUCGAAACCAAUGCAUCAAUACUAAUGCCAUUACUUGAGAAAGAGUGCAAGAUCUUCAUAAAGCACAAUAGAAAGCCAACAGAAAGUACAAAGCAACAGCUACGUGCUGCAAAAUCCAACCUUCAAAAACAAACUAGAAAAUGUGCCAACCAGUACUGGGAUAAAUUAUGUUCAGGAAUUCAACAGGCGAGUGACAUAGGUAACAUCAGGAAAAUGUAUGAGAAGAUUAGAGUUGCUAUCGGACCAGCAGUGAGUAAAGUGGCACCUCUCAAGUCUGCAACAGGUGACCAGCUGACGGACAAGAAGAAACAAAUGGAAAGAUGGGUGGAGCAUUAUUCUCAAUUGUACACAAAGGAGCGAGAUGUUGAUAGACAGCUUGAUGAGGCCAUUCCUCAGCUCACCGAAAUGACAGAACUUGAUAUACCACCAAUGGAAGAAGAACUCUCCACUGCAAUCGAUGAACUUGCAAGCGGAAAAGCACCCGAAAAUGAAAAUAUACCUGCUGAAGUGUUGAACGAGAACAAAUCCUUCCAGAUUUAUACAAGUUAG